This is a messenger RNA of Carya illinoinensis, 1023 nucleotides long. RefSeq lists its product as uncharacterized. Gene Ontology annotation, molecular function: DNA helicase activity. Gene Ontology annotation, biological process: DNA repair; telomere maintenance. The record is from RefSeq and is a predicted model, not a curated record. The transcript has 4 exons. Lineage: Eukaryota; Viridiplantae; Streptophyta; Magnoliopsida; Fagales; Juglandaceae. The coding region runs from base 1 to 1023 and encodes 340 amino acids.
AUGGGGAAAGACAUUAAUUCGUUCCAUCUUCUUGAUUACAACAUUUGUUUUGAUGAAGACCAAGUCGAAUCUAGGAAAAUCGAUAAUGAAUUGGCUGUUGAAAUUCUAGAAGAAGAUAUUGUUGCAUCAGAAGCGCUAAAUAGGAAGACAUUCCUGUACAAGGCACUUCUUGCCGCAGUAAGAUCAAGAAAAUUAGUCGCACUUGCAACUGCUUCAUCUGGUGUUGCUGCAUCUAUCCUUCCUGGAGGUCGAACAACACACUCGCACGUUAAGAUUCCACUGGAUACUGAUGAACAUAGCAUGUGUUAUGUCAGUAAACAAAGUGUCAUCGCAAAGUUACUACGUAUGGCAAGGUUAAUUAUAUGGAAUGAGGCCCCUAUGUCAAGAAAACAACAUAUUGAAGUAUUAGAUAAAAUGUUACGAGACAUUAAUGAUUCAGAGUUAACAUUCAGUGAAAAAGUUGUCGUUUUUGGUGGAGAUUUUCGCCAAGUUUUGCCUGUAGUUCAUAAAGGAACAAGACAAGAACAUGUUGACGCCAGUUUGGUUUCUUCUUAUUUGUGGCCUACAUUGAUCAAGUUUCAUUUGACUGAAAAUAUGCGAGCAAGAUUGGAUCCAGUCUUUUCAGAAUAUGUGUUAGAAUUGGGCAACAAAAUGCCACCAAUCACAGUUGAUGAAACUAUAAAAAUUUCUGAUGGCAUGCUUGUUCCGUAUGAAGAUGACUCUUUAAAGAUGCAGACGGUUUAUACAUCGAUAAAAGAUAUCACUCCAAGUACAAGAGACUGGAAAAUCAAAAUGAUUGUGGCAGAGAAGUCACCCAAACGAACAGGUCAACGCUCACCAGUGAAGUACCAAAGCCUAACAUUGAUUGAUCCAGAGGAAAAUCAGUUGCAAGCUACGAUAUUUGAUAAAGAUAUUGACUCGCGACAAGAUACUUUGCACAUUUUUCAGUCAUAUUACAUCAAUAAUGCAUAUGUGAAGCCAUUGGAUCCGAAAUAUAGAAUUGAAACACAUGAAUAUCAAUGA